Triticum aestivum (bread wheat) is the source of this 2229-nucleotide messenger RNA. RefSeq lists its product as uncharacterized. NCBI's taxonomy places the organism in Eukaryota, Viridiplantae, Streptophyta, Magnoliopsida, Poales, Poaceae. The record is from RefSeq and is a predicted model, not a curated record. The transcript is spliced from 6 exons. The coding region runs from base 319 to 1794 and encodes 491 amino acids.
AACAGGGUGGAGCAAACGGCGCAACUUUGAAGCGAUCUGUAGAGGCCGGAGGGGUAGCAGCUUACACGGAACGGCCCGCCGGCGGGGACGCAUCGCGGGCACGCUUGGACUGCAGUCGGGCGCUCCUGCGCGGUUCUGCCGCUGCCAGCCGAUUCAUGGCGAACCGAACGCCGCGGAAUCGACGGUUCGUCUUCUAGUGGAAGGGGAAGGAGGGACGAGGGUUUCGUUUUAGGAAGACCCCACGAAACAGAAACAAGUGUAGUUAAUCAUCGGGACGAGGGACGAGUCUAUUUUAAGGCGGCCGCUAGCUUAGCCCAGAUGGGAUCGCCGUCUCCGGCGCCGCCGCCGCCGCCGCCCAAGUGGAUUAUGCUGCGCCGCGUUCCGCAAGUGUGCCAUGAUCUCUACGCUGACUUCUCCGUCACGCUCGCCGAGCCCCCGCGCCCCACCGAGCUCGUCGUAUCCCCGCAUCUCGCCCCCGAUGGCGUCUCCGCCGACUGUUUCCCUUUGGUCCACGCCGCCGAUCCGUCCGGAAUCCUCCUCGUCUCCGCCACCUACGACCGCUGCUCCAUGGCCCCUCCCUCCGCCGACAAGCAGGCGGGGGAUUACACGACCAACUACUUCGCCUGGCAUGCCGCCAUCGACUACACCCACCGCCUCCCGCCACAUGAGGACUCUGUAAAGCACACCGGCAACGUCGGCGUCGUCGUCGACAAGUACAAUUUCAUGGUCGCCGAGCUCCUGCCCGCCGGCGACGGCGACCGCGCCAGUCUACUCUGCUAUUGGUCAUAUGAUCGUGAAUGGGUGAAGAAAACUCUCCCCUUUCCCCUCAAAUGCCCUUGGUCUAGUGCCCGUACCUUCUCGCACCAAGGGAAGCUCUGGUGGUUGGAUCUUUCGCAAGGUCUUCUCUGCUGCGAUCCUUUUGCUAAAGAGACGGAGCUCCUCUUCGUGCCAUUCCCUGAUGAUAUAGAUACACACACUCGAGGCAGAGAUGUCGGCAACCGUCGCUGCGUAAAUCUGAGCAAUGGUGCGCUGUGGUUAGCGGAGAUGACUUACCACCGCCGUGCGCUGUUCGUUAAGAUGUGGAAGCUGGGCACUCAAGGGCAAUGGACUCCCGAUUACACAGUUAAGUUUGCGGAUAUCUGGGCUGACAGGAGCUACAAGGAAACUGGAAUACCGAAGAAGAAGCCGGCAUUGGUAGCCAUCAACCCUGAUGAUCCCGAGGUGCUUUACUUCUCUUUGGAGGGUAAUCUCCUCCAAGUUAACAUGUGUGCCAAAAGAGUUGAGCUGUGUGUGGCUUUCAGGCGCCCUACCACAGAUUUGAAAAUAGACCAGGGGUCCUCGCAGUUUAUUCUCACUUGGAAUCUUCCGACAUCGAUAGUUUCAUCAUCAGUAGGACGAAAGCAAGAAGAGCGGUCAUCGAGGGAUUCAGCUUUUGAUAUGAUUGCAGAUUCGUUCACCAAUGCAUGCGCUAGUGUGCUUGAUGAUAUGGAAUUUAAUCAGCUGGCUAUGACUGCAAUUGAAUACCUUAACCAGAGCCGAAAGGAAGAGAAGGUCAAGUUCAGAUUGUCUGAGCGUCUCUGCCAAUGUUAUUUUGACGAGGAGGAGGCUAGUACUUCCCACAGAAAGCAAUAUAUCCAUAUGAACUUCUAUGUUCACACGGAGUCUGAAAGGCUUCCGCAGCUUGUGUUUGCGGAGUUUGUCGAAGCUAAUAGGAACGAUGAUUGUUCCUGGGAUUUGUUGUCAUGCAAAACUAUAACCAAGAACAGUCCUGGCACCUGGAGGACAACCAAGUGACAGGGCCGAUUCCUCCGUCGCUGGGAGACCUUCCAAGACUUCAGGAACUGUUUGUGCAGAAUAACAAUUUACAGGGCAGCAUUCCAAUCGGCCUCAACAGAACGAGCAUUACAUUCAAGUAUACACCUGGGAAUAACCUUAACCAACAAUAAUGUCGCAAGGGAUAAUGAGAAGCCAUCGACAGACAACAGUAUGAUAAUGAGGACAUGCAUAUCUAACCGGCAGAAAAUGUUGUAUUAUUUCCCUUUUGGUAUUGCCAAUGUUUUUGUUCUUUCUUGAUUUUCUUUUUCUUUUUGGGAGACAAAGGUGUUACUAUUGUAUAUGCAACUGCACACGAUGAACUUCAUCGCGCUUGAUUCCAUUUAUUUAUGUGUAUAUGUAAAUAUGUAAUUUUGUUAGAGAGGCAAUCACGAAGAUAAUAUGCUUUGUUUUUUA